CAACGCCCCGUGAAGCAGUCCCUGAGCGCCUGCAUGUGCCGAGAGUCCCACUGGAAAUGCCUCCUCCUCUCCAUCCUCAUGUAUGGCUGCCUGGGUGCGGUGGCCUGGUGUCAGCUGGCCCGGGUCACCAAGCUCAGCUUCGAUAGCUCCUUCAAGGGCAAGUCCAUGAUCUACCAUGACAGCCCGUGCUCAGACGGCUACGUCUAUAUCCCGCUGGCCUUCCUCUCCAUGCUGUACGUGGUGUACCUGGUGGAGUGCUGGCACUGCCACGUCAAGAGAGAGCUGCAGUACAAGGCAGACGUGGACAGUGUCUAUGAAUGCAUCAACCGCAUGCAGCAAGCCACUCCGUGCAUCUGGUGGAAGGCCAUCAGCUACCACUUUGUGCGGCGAACCCGGUACCGCAACGGCGAUGCCUACACCACCACACAAGUCUAUCACGAGAGGGUCAACACACACGUGGCUGAAGCCGAGUUUGACUACUCUCACUGUGGGUACAAAGACAUCUCCAAGGAACUCCUGGGCCUGGAGAGCUACACAGCCACCAAGCUGAGGUUCACCAAGUGCUUCAGCUUUGCCAAUAUUGAGUCUGAGAACUCUUACCUGACUCAGAGGGCUCACUUCUUCACAGAGAUAGAGGGGCUGGAUGACUACAUGGAGGUGAGGGAAGGCAUGCAGCUCAAGAACGUGGACUUUAAAGAGCUGAUGAUGGCUUAUGGGGACCCGGAUCACCUCCCAUGGUACGUGUCCCACUACGCUUUCUGGGUGGCAGCUAUCCUGAUGAUCUCGUGGCCGCUCAGGGUACUCAUAGAGUAUCGAACUGCUUACGUGCACUACCAUGUGGAGAAGCUGCUGGGCCUGGAGUACACGGCACCCGCAGCGGCGGAGGAGCCCUUGUACCGCUACCGCAUGCCCCGGGACGCCACGCAGGACAGCACCGAGCUGGAGUGGCACAUCUGCACCAACCGCCAGCUGAUCCCCAGCUACUCAGAGGCCAUGCUCAUGGACCUGGCCAACUCCCCAGCCUACAACAGCUACGCGGUGUGCCGGUACGGCGAGGCGUCCCACGCCUGCGAACGCUGUAACCAUGCCUCCAGCACCUCCUCCAUCUUCUCCCGCCACGCUUUCCACAGCUGCAGUGGCAACUCCCGCCUCUCCCUCAACACCAGCCGCUUCUCCCUCUGCCGUGUCCACGGCUCCAGGAGCCGCAGCAGCAGCAUCGCGGACCGGGGCUGCCAGGAUGAGCAGUGCUGCUCCUACUCCAGCCAGCUGGCUGUCAACGAAAACCCCCCCACCUACCAUGAUGCCCGCUUCUUCCCCGUCCUGAUUGUGCACAGGCCAGAGGGGCACGAUGGGCGGCAUUUCUAUGUCAGGCGUUCCUCCUGUCUAGAAACCUCCCUGUGA
Molecule: messenger RNA, 1401 nt
Organism: Pterocles gutturalis (yellow-throated sandgrouse)
Lineage: Eukaryota; Metazoa; Chordata; Aves; Pterocliformes; Pteroclidae
Product: transmembrane protein 151B-like
Source: RefSeq, a predicted model, not a curated record